Actinia tenebrosa (Australian red waratah sea anemone) is the source of this 1653-nucleotide messenger RNA. RefSeq lists its product as uncharacterized. NCBI's taxonomy places the organism in Eukaryota, Metazoa, Cnidaria, Anthozoa, Actiniaria, Actiniidae. The record is from RefSeq and is a predicted model, not a curated record.
GAUUCCAAGAAACUGCCUAAAAGUUAGUCAUCAUUUUAGAUUUCUGAGUAAAUUGAUUCUUCGAAUUCGUUACACCUCUUCGAUCAAUGAUUACCAUAAGGUCACAUAAUGGUUUGCAGCAUGAGGUUCUUGGAAUCAAAGCAAAUCCAUAAAAUAAAAUCAUUCAAUAUUACCUUACCAGAGAAGAUUCAAGAUGGCACCAAGUCAAAAACGCAAGUUUGAAGUAUUAAUGUACGAGUCAGAAUACAGACAGAUACAAGCUUGGGUUGAUAAAUAUCAACACCUUGAGACUGGUGGUGAUCUGUUUGGUUUAUGGAAAGACGAUCGCACUGCAGUGGUGCAGUUCGUACUUGGACCUGGAAAACAUUGUAGACGAACUGAAGUAUCUUUCUAUCAAGAUAUAGACUAUCUUGAGCGAGUGGGAAACCUAUUGACGAAMAAGGAAGGUUUGUGUCAUAUUGGUGAAUGGCACUCUCAUCACAGAAUCGGUUUAACGAGGCCAAGUAGAGGAGACGAGAAUACAGUCUGGAACAACAUGGAUAGAUAUGGUAUCCACCGAUUUUUCCUGUUCAUUACCACCAUUGAAGGCUCUAAUUUAUGUAAUAAAAGAAAAGCCAACAGUUCGUUUCCUUAUGAUGUGAAGGUUCGUUGCUUCCUCUUUGAAGUUGAUUCAGCAAGCGAGAAAACAAAAGCAGUUCUGGAAGGCAAAAUCAAUUUUAUCUCAGAUGAGGUUCGAGAGAGUCCUUUCCGACUAAAAACAGAGCUAGCGAACGUUUUUGAAAUCGGAGCUGAAAGUAAAAACUCAUUGGAAGAUAUGAAAACCUUUGAAAUAAGAGGAAGAGAGUCAGAAGAAACAACGAGAAACAAGAACGAAAAAAAAUCAAACAAAGAAACGAAUACUAGCUGUACUGCCCCUCAAAGAACCAACGAGACAACAUCUAAUAAAGAUGUACAAGAAUACAAGAAGACAUUUAGAAGUACACGUUAUAUCGUACUCUCAUCAAAUCAAAUAACCACUGUACUUUGUGGGUAUACAUGGGGUCUAAUCGUUUUUGUAGUGGGGGUGCCACGUAGUCAGUGCAGUUAGAGGAAGAACAAAGAGGAAACAGCAAUCCAAAAAGAAAAAAAGAAAAGCAAGUGGCAUAGACCUAAUUCGUAUUGGUGCAACUGUUUCUUAUAUUACUACAGAUCACUGGUGGUCAUUCCCAAGAAUAUCGUGUCUUUGUUUAAGGGCUACAUGAGGACACACAUAUCAAUUUUAGAUACAACAGACUCAAACAAGGAAUGAGGAAAUGACACUUGAUGUGAAAUGGGUAAACAUUGCGCCAAGACAAAUUAGGUCUGUUUAUCAUUCAAGCACACCCUCAAAGUGAUUAAAAAAAAUUGAAAUUACAAUAGACCUAAUUUGUCGUGUGCAAUGGUGUCCAUUACAGACCUGUAGUAAAAUUGUGCUGUGUAAUCCACACAAGUGAGGUAUCAGCGCACUUGUGCUCUUGUGCUCCAAAAAAAAAAAAACAGAUUUGUAGAUUAAACCGGCCAAGGAACAUUUUUAGUCAUACUAUAUAUAUUAUCAAUGCUGACACUGUAAACUGUGAUUUUAUUUUGCCAAAAAGUUGUAUUAAACCUUUAUUAAAUGGAUCUUUGAGUUGAAAA